AAGAGCAUGAAACUAGUUUUUUUAAACAUGCGGCAUCGAAGGUCUCCUAUUUUUGCCCGCCCGCAAAUAAAAAUGACUUAAUUUUUGGAGGGAAAUUCGAAUCGGCUGGCGUUCGGUUAGUUUCGGGUCUUCAAAGGGAGUACUGUGGCGACUUUUGAGGUUUUCUGGUUGCCAGUGAGUCAAACGCAGGGUCAUCAGGCUAGGAGGGAACCCUUAGUGCAGCGCACCGAAGGUCACUUCCAAGAAACGGACCACAAGUGGGAGGAUUUUAAAGUAACUAGGUGUGCGUGUUAGGGUGAUUUAAUGAAAAUUGUACUUCAGCAACGAUAUAACAAGACGUAUUAUGGCUCGCACGACGCACGAAGGAAAUUAGCUUGGGAAUCUAACUUAGAGAAAAUUCGAAGACAUAACGAAGAGGCCAAUAAAGGUUUACACUCCUUUUAUAUAAACGAUAAUCAUUUGAGUGACAUGACCACACAAACCUAUUUACAAAAAAUGGUAAAAUUAACAAAGAGUAGACACAGAAAAGUAGACCCGGAAACUGUAGGCGACUUCUUUGAAAUUCUUCACCACAUCCCUGAUGAAGUUAAUUGGGUCGAGAAAGGUUUCGAAACACCUACAUACAAUCAAAAAGACUGCGGUUCCUGUUACGCUUUUAGUAUUGCGGGGGUCCUUCAAGCUCAAGUCUUCAAACAAACAGACGUUUUAGUGCCACUGAGUGAGCAGCAACUAGUGGAUUGUAGCGUCUCCACGGGUAAUUAUGGAUGCGGGGGUGGAUCCUUAAGGAACACUCUUAAAUAUCUGGACAAAUCUGGAGGACUGAUGACUUACAUCGACUACCCGUACUUAGCUAGACAACAGAGGUGUCGUUUUGAUAAGAAUCGUGCUUUGGUGAAUGUGACAACCUGGGCUAUCUUACCUGCGAGAGACGAAAGGGCUUUGGAAAUAGCGGUGGCUAAGAUAGGUCCGAUUGCGGUGUCCAUCAACGCAAGUCCGCAUACUUUUCAGCUGUAUCAUUCUGGUUUGUACGACGACGUUGGUUGUAGCUCGAACGUGGUGAAUCACGCAAUGUUGGUUGUCGGUUAUACGAGAAACGCUUGGAUUUUGAAGAAUUGGUGGGGUAGCCAUUGGGGCGAGAAGGGUUAUAUGAGGCUAAGAAGAGGCAAAAAUAGGUGCGGUGUUGCGAAUUACGCAGCUUAUGCUCUGGUUUAGUUGUAAGAAAUGUGUAAUUGGGAACCUUUUAUUAUUUAUUUGAGAUGACAUUCAACAGUAUAAUGAAACAUUUUGUUUUUUACAAAUUUAAAAAAUACUAUAUUCAAAAAC
This is a messenger RNA of Zophobas morio, 1323 nucleotides long. Its product is annotated as procathepsin L. NCBI's taxonomy places the organism in Eukaryota, Metazoa, Arthropoda, Insecta, Coleoptera, Tenebrionidae. The record is from RefSeq and is a predicted model, not a curated record. The coding region runs from base 304 to 1212 and encodes 302 amino acids. Gene Ontology annotation, biological process: positive regulation of peptidase activity; immune response; positive regulation of apoptotic signaling pathway. The transcript has 7 exons. Gene Ontology annotation, molecular function: cysteine-type endopeptidase activity; cysteine-type endopeptidase activator activity involved in apoptotic process. Gene Ontology annotation, cellular component: lysosome.